GUCAUGGAAAAUAAUAAUAACAUCACAGAAUUUAUUCUCUUAGGACUUUCUCAGAAAAAGGAAAUUGAAGUCCUCUUUUUUUUACUGUUCUUGCUUUGUUACAUUGCAAUUUUGAUCGGAAACCUACUUGUCAUGAUUUCUAUCACCUGCAGUCAACUUAUUAACCAGCCUCUGUAUUUCUUCCUGAGUUACCUCUCUCUCUCAGACCUUUGCUAUACCUCCACUGUGACCCCCAAGUUGAUCACUGACUUGCUGGCAGUAAAGAAGACCAUUUCCUACAAUGGCUGCAUGACACAGCUCUUUACCAUGCACUUCUUUGGGGGGAUCGAGGUCUUCAUCCUCACAGGGAUGGCCUAUGACCGCUAUGUGGCCAUCUGCAAGCCCCUGCAUUACACUGUCACCAUGACCAGACAGAAGUGUGAUGCCAUGAUCGCUGCUUCCUGUGCUGGGGGAUUCCUGCAUUCCUUUGGUCAGUUUCUCCUGGCCAUCUCUUUACCCUACUGUGGCCCCAAAGAAAUAGAUCAUUACUUCUGUGAUGUGUAUCCUUUGCUGAAACUGGCCUGCACUGACACCAGCAGAAUCGGUCUCCUGGUCAUUGCCAAUUCGGGCCUGAUGAGCCUGGUGAUUUUUGUGGUCUUGUUGAUAUCUUACGCUCUGAUCUUAUAUACUGUCAGGUCCUACUCUGUAAAGAAUCUCCGCAAAGCUCUCUCCACCUGCAGUUCCCACAUCACUGUGGUGGCCCUCUUUUUUGCUCCUUUAUUCUUUAUUUAUAUUCGACCAGCAACUACUUUACCAGAAGACAAAGUGUUCGCUCUUUUUUAUACUAGCAUUGCUCCCAUGCUCAACCCUCAAAUCUACACACUGAGAAACAUGGAGAUGAAGAAAGCCAUAAAGAAACUAUGGUGCCAUGUUACAGGAAGAAAGGAAACGAACUGA
Messenger RNA from Lagenorhynchus albirostris (white-beaked dolphin), 936 nucleotides. RefSeq names its product olfactory receptor 4P4-like. The record is from RefSeq and is a predicted model, not a curated record. Gene Ontology annotation, biological process: G protein-coupled receptor signaling pathway. Lineage: Eukaryota; Metazoa; Chordata; Mammalia; Artiodactyla; Delphinidae. Gene Ontology annotation, molecular function: olfactory receptor activity; G protein-coupled receptor activity. Gene Ontology annotation, cellular component: membrane.